Molecule: messenger RNA, 1632 nt
Organism: Solea senegalensis (Senegalese sole)
Lineage: Eukaryota; Metazoa; Chordata; Actinopteri; Pleuronectiformes; Soleidae
Product: myocilin-like
Exons: 3
Coding region: 1-1383 (460 amino acids)
Biological process (GO): signal transduction; osteoblast differentiation
Cellular component (GO): Golgi apparatus
Source: RefSeq, a predicted model, not a curated record
AUGUGGCUCCAGGUGUCUUUCCUGUGUCUGUCCUUCUUGACUCUGUCAAGCCACAGCCAGGUCGAGGAUCGAGCCUCCCUCCGCCGCUCCAAUGACCCAACUGGACGUUGCCACUACACGUUCACUGUGGCCAGUCCACAGGAGUCGAGCUGCCCUGGAAGCAGCAUGAAAUCAGAGAUGGACGGGGUCUUGUCGCGGCUCACACUGCUGGAAGCUUUGGUCAGUGGACUCAUAGCAGGAGUGGACGGAGCCACGGGGUCUGGGGUCAAGCCUGGCCGCGAUGAGGGUCUCCAGACAGCUUUCGCCCAGGUCACAGGGGAAAGAAAACAGUUGCAGCAGGAUAAGGAGCAUCUGAGCUGGCAGAACCAGGAGCUGCAGAGGAGGCUGAGCGAGUUGAGCCAGGAGGCAGAGAGUCUCAGGCAGAUGCCAUGCCACCAAAAACACACCUCCGGGGGGCCUCAGCAUGAAGGCAGACCUGCCAGUGACCCUGCGUAUGAUUCUGGAAACGGUUCGUACCAGGAGAUGAAGGCUGAGGUGACAGAGGUUCGAGCAUCCCGCCUCAUUCCUGAUGGAAAUCACAACCUCUCAGAUUGUGGACAGCUGCUGUCAGUGGGAGAUCCUGUGUUGCACAGGAAGGCUGACAGUAUCACAGGUAAAUAUGGAGUUUGGCUGCAGGAUCCUGACCCUCAGGGUUCUGUUUACACCAACAAGACAGUGUGGCGCAUCGACACGGUGGGCAAAGACGUCCGCCAGCUCUUCGCUUACGAAGACAUUGAUCAAUUCUCCAGAGGGUUCCCCAUGAAAGUGCUGCUUCUGCCAGAGCCAGUGGAAAGCACAGGUGCGACUGUGUACCGUGGCUCCCUCUACUACCAGCGCAAACGCAGCCGUACCCUGAUCCGCUACGACCUGGCCUCUGAGAGCGUGGCUGCCCGUCUGGAACUGCCUCACGCUGGCUUCCAUGGACAGUACCCUUACUCCUGGGGAGGCUACACGGACAUCGACCUGGCAGUGGACGAACAAGGCUUGUGGGCCAUCUACAGCACAAGCAAGGCCAAAGGUGCCAUUGUGAUUUCCCAACUGGACCCUGAGAGCCUGGGCAUGAAGAAGAGCUGGGAGACCAACAUCAGGAAGAACACAGUGGCCAACGCGUUCAUGGUGUGUGGACGUCUGUACACGGUGGCCAGCUACAUUGCACUGAACACCACCAUCAACUACGUGUACGACACAGCCACGGGAGUGCGACGGGCAGCCGCUAUACCCUUCAAGAACAAGUACCGCUACAACAGUAUGCUGGACUAUAAUCACGCCCACAGGAAGCUGUACGCUUGGGACAACUUCCACAUGGUCACCUAUGACGUCAGACUAGGCAGGGCCAACAGCUAAAGAAGAAAUCGACAGCGAGAAAUUUACUGGACUAACAGGAGCGAGUGAAUAUGACAAGAUAUUAUUUACGUUGUUACUGUCAGGAUCACAUAUCUCUGUUUUUGAAUCAUUGAAAUAUAUAUUUUGUCUAUUAGCACUGUAAAUAAGAUGUAUUGAGACACCAGUGAACAGUUGCAUGUAGCAGGGAUAUAAAUACAGAACGAAUGGUUUUAGUAAUGAUUUAAAAAGUGUGGAAUAUUUUUGUUGUCU